AAAAAUAAACAUGGCUGAGACAAAACCGCUAUCGUUUGGUUUCUCUAAAAAGAUUGAGAAAAAAGAGAUUUUAAAAUCAUCUGUGGCUGAGAAAGAAAAGGAAGAGGACACAGCAAUCGAUUAUGUUACUUCAGUAGAUAACAAAACAUUAAAGGGAACAAAACCAGAAAAGGAGAAAAAAGAGUAUGUGAUUCCCCUGAUCAAACAAAAUAAAUGGAGGAGAGAGGAUAUAUUAAAGAAGGAGAAGGAUCGGGAUCAGCCACUUAAAGGAAAAGAUGCUGAGGAGGAUGAAGCCUUGAAGGAAAUUUUAGAGGAUGCAGCUCGUAAGAAUGAAGCAUGGGAUGAACAAGGAAAGGUAGAAGACUCUGACCUCCACAUUCCUCUGUUGAUGCAGAAUAAAGUUCCUGAGGGCUUUGAGACCGACGACAAACUCGAUGUGUCACUGAGACCUAGUGAACCAGAUGAGGCAGAUUAUGAUGAGAUUCCUAUUGAACAAUAUGGCAUGGCUAUGUUACGAGGAAUGGGUUGGAAAGAUGGCGAGGGGAUAGGAAAGCACAAAAAAAAUGUUGCACCUGUCACUGCCACUCUUCGACCUAAGGGUCUUGGUUUGGGGGCUGAUAUCUCUGAAGCCAAACAAGCUAGGUGGAACGGAGAGGACAAAUCAAAAGACAAAGAUGAGGACAUCCUGACUUUUAAAAAGGGAGCUUACUGUGUUCUUACUAAGGGAGUCAACAAAGACUUGUAUGGAGUAAUCGAGGGUCUGGAUGAGGACAACGCUCGAGUGAUGGUGAAGCUGACACUGUCUGGUAAAAUAGUGACACAGAGCCAGUACAGUGUCAAACUGGUCAGCAAGAAGGAGUACAACAAGUACUCCAAGUACCUCAACAAAGGAAAAACUGAUGAAUACAAAGAGAAAGAAAGACAGAAGAAUGAGUCCAAGAAGCGAUCCAGGUCAAGGUCUCGAGAACGAUCUCAUAAAAGGUCACACAAACACAGAUCAAGGUCAAGGUCAAAGGGAAGGUCAGAAAAAUAUGAAUCAAGGUCAAAUGAAAAAUCUCACAGACGAGACAAAGAAGACAGAAAGAAAGAUUACAAAGAGAGAAAUGGGUCUCACAGGGAAGAAGAGAGUAGGAUUGGGGAGAGUAGACUUCAGGAGGAGGCGGACAGGCAUUAUCAAGAAGCAAGGAAGAGGAAGUAUGAAGAAAGAGAACAUGUUCCACAUCCAUCAGAAAUCUGGGUGAGGCCACAAAUUAAAGUCCGAAUUAUCGACAAGAAUUACAAGAAAGGAAAGUACCAUAAAAGCAAGGUAACAGUUUUAGAUGUUCCAGGGCCAGAAAACUGUAUUUGUAAAUCAGAAGAAGGAAAUGUGUUGGAAGGUCUAGCUCAAUCUCAGUUGGAGACAGUCAUCCCAAAAUCUGAGGGUGCAUUUGUUCUGGUUGUCUCAGGGAAGUACAGAGGACAGCUUGGAGAAGUGAUAUCAAAGAACAAGAAGAAGUCAAUGGCUGCAGUGCAGUUGUUACAGGAUAGAGACAGUGUGAUGAACAUUGACUUUGAUCAUAUAUGUGAAUUUGUGGGCGACAUUCAUGAACAGUUUGACUAUUAAAAAAGAUAGUUCAUCUUUGACUCGCAACUCAUCUAUUAAAAAAUAAACAGAAUUUUUAUGCAUUUUAA
Molecule: messenger RNA, 1671 nt
Organism: Magallana angulata
Lineage: Eukaryota; Metazoa; Mollusca; Bivalvia; Ostreida; Ostreidae
Product: G-patch domain and KOW motifs-containing protein-like
Exons: 11
Coding region: 11-1603 (530 amino acids)
Biological process (GO): mRNA splicing, via spliceosome
Cellular component (GO): spliceosomal complex
Molecular function (GO): nucleic acid binding
Source: RefSeq, a predicted model, not a curated record